Messenger RNA from Lactuca sativa (garden lettuce), 1452 nucleotides. RefSeq lists its product as uncharacterized. NCBI's taxonomy places the organism in Eukaryota, Viridiplantae, Streptophyta, Magnoliopsida, Asterales, Asteraceae. Gene Ontology annotation, molecular function: protein dimerization activity. The record is from RefSeq and is a predicted model, not a curated record.
AUGACUUUAAUUAUAAGAUGUGUAGAUUUGGAAAGUGUUCCAUUAAAAGUUGAAGAGUUUUUUUUAGAGUUUUUAAUUGUAGAAGAUACAUCCGGUCUUGGUCUUUUUAAUGUUUUACAAGAUGCCCUAAAAUCUCUUGAUUUGGAUAUUAAUUAUGUUCGUGGUCAAGGGUAUGAUAAUGGGGCAAAUAUGAAAGGUAAACACAAAGGUGUUAAAAAACAAUUGCUUGAUAUAAAUAAUAGAGCUUUUUAUAUGCCUUGUGGAUGUCAUAGUUUAAAUUUGGUUUUGUGUGAUAUGGCAAAUUCUUGCCAAAAGGCAAAAACUUUUUUUGGUACAUGUCAAACGCUUUAUAAUGUUUUUUCCAAUUCAACCAAAAGAUGGAGUGUUUUACUUGAGUUUGUUGAUGAUCUAACACUUAAAUCAUUAUCAGCUACUCGUUGGGAAAGUCAUAUUGAAUGUGUUAAAGCAAUAAAAACACAAUUUUAUCAAAUAAGAAAAGCUUUUAAAAAACUAUCUAUAAUAAGUGAUAAUGGACAAGUGUGUAGAGAUGCUGAUUCACUAGUAAAUGGUGAAUUUUCUAGUUUUGAAUUUAUUUUAAGUUUAGUUAUAUGGUAUGAUAUUUUGUACAAAAUUAAUUUGGUAAGCAAAAAGUUUCAAUCCAAAGAAAUGCUUCUUGAUGUUGCUGUAAAAAAUUUAGAAGGGUUAAUUAAUUAUUUUGAAGAAUAUAGGGAAAGUGGGUUUGACUUUGCUAUUAGUGAAGCAAAAGAAAUAGCAAAUAGUGUUAAAGUUAAACCCGAAUUUCCUCAAAAACGCAAUAAAAAAAGAAAACAACAUUUUGAUGAAAUUCCAAAUACCGAAAGAGAACACCAAUCUUCUCAAGAAGCAUUUAAAAGAGAUUAUUUUUUUAUUCUUGUUGAUAUGGCUCUUGUUCAAUUGAAAAGUAGAUUUGAACAAAUGCAAUAUUUUGAAUCGAUAUUUGGUUUUUUGUUUGAUGGUUCCAAAUUAGUUUCUUUAGUUGAUGAUGAAUUAAAGAAAUGUUGUUUAAAUCUUGAGUCCAAUUUGAAAAAUGGUGAAGAUUAUGAUAUUGAUGGAGAUGGUUUAUUCAUUGAGUUAAAACUUUUGCAGAAAAUGUUGCCGGAUGAAGCAUACAAAAGUCGAAGUCCUUGGACAUCUAUUCAAAUAAUGGAGUAUGCAAGAAGAAUGGAUAUGUUCCCUAAUGUGUUGGUUGCAUAUAAGAUAUUAUUGACGGUGCCGGUUACGGUUGCUUCUGCGGAAAGAAGUUUUUCAAAAUUGAAGCUUUUGAAAUCGUAUCUCCGAAGUACCAUGACUCAAGAAAGAUUGAAUGGAUUAGCAAUUUUAAGUAUUGAAAGUGAUUUUCUAAAAAAUAUUGAUUAUUGUAAAAUAAGAGAUGUUUUCGCUUCAAAAAAUGCGCGAAGACAUCGUUUUAGGUGA